Messenger RNA from Vicia villosa (hairy vetch), 1080 nucleotides. RefSeq lists its product as uncharacterized. The coding region runs from base 1 to 1080 and encodes 359 amino acids. The transcript has a single exon. The record is from RefSeq and is a predicted model, not a curated record. NCBI's taxonomy places the organism in Eukaryota, Viridiplantae, Streptophyta, Magnoliopsida, Fabales, Fabaceae.
AUGGCUCAGAGAAACAUUAUUUGUUCAGUGCAUUACAAUGGUGUUAUCAGUAACGAUCUAACCAACGGUUUUUCGUUUAGUAAUACCGAAACAAAACGUUUCAAAGUGCAUUGUAGAGCCGAUUUUAAGCAUUUAAAGGAACGGAUCGAAACAAAAUUGCAACUUCCUGUAAGUGAAAUUAUUUAUCGACUUCCGUUGUUUAAUGGAGAAAGCGGUAUCAUUUUUUACGUCAUGAAACCAAUAGAGGACGACGAUGGCGUUAAAGUGAUGUUCGAAUGUCACAAUUCGUUUGCUCCUCUUGACGAUAUGGAGCUAUAUGUUCAUAUUGUUAGUCCUCCCAUUAACCAAUCGCAAGAGUCUCAUUCGCAUCAAUACGGUUUGAGCCAACCCACUGAUGAAGAGCCAACCCAAAACAACGAACCAUUUAUACCCGACGAACAGGUGGACGAGUACAGUGAGGAUGAAAUACAAGAAGUGCAAUAUGAAGAUCUUUUUGGUGAUGACAAUGAACCUGAUGAUGUUGAGCCGUCGCAGCCUACACUUGCACGACCGAUUAGCAUGUACGCCCCACCGGAUCACAUGCGAAAUAUUUGUUUAGAAGAGGCACCGUCUGAAUCAAUUUUUGGUUCCCACAUAACAAACUAUAGUGAUGUUGAUUUAUAUGAGGGAAUGGAGUUUGAAGACAAGGAGGAGUGCGUUGCUGCUAUUCAACAUUGGCAUAUCACCAAUAAUCUUGAUUAUUGGGUAUACAAAUCUGACACGAAAAGAUAUGUCAUCAAAUGCAAAAAUCCAACUUGCAAAUUCAAAUGUAGAGCAUCCGUUCGCAAGAAGAAUUCUAAGUGGAUGAUAGGUAAGUUGAGUGGACCACAUGUCUGCACAACCACUUCAAUGUCGCAAGAUCAUAGACAACUUACAUCAGAUAUUGUCUCUCACUGCAUCAGAGAUUUGGUUAACACCGACCCCUCAAUUAAGGUAAAGCUCAUAAUUUCUCAUAUAACAGGAAAGUAUGGUUAUAAUAUAUCUUACAGGAAAGCGUGGAUUGCAAAGGUAAAGGCCAUAGAAUCCUUGUAUGGAAACUGA